This is a messenger RNA of Helobdella robusta, 2747 nucleotides long. RefSeq lists its product as hypothetical. Gene Ontology annotation, biological process: protein deubiquitination. The transcript has 20 exons. Gene Ontology annotation, molecular function: protein binding; zinc ion binding; cysteine-type deubiquitinase activity. Bases 13 to 2472 code for a protein of 819 amino acids. Lineage: Eukaryota; Metazoa; Annelida; Clitellata; Rhynchobdellida; Glossiphoniidae. The record is from RefSeq and is a predicted model, not a curated record.
CUACGAUUUAAAAUGGCAUCCGAUGAGCAAUGCUUCUUAAAUGUUCGAAUUCCUGAUGAAAGGGAUAGAAUACAUAAAGAUGAAUGCUGUUUGUCUUUCGACAAUGCGGAAAGCGAAAAUGGUUUGUAUAUUUGUAUGAAUAAGUUUUUGGCUUUUGGUAAGAGACAUCUUGAAACCUACUCAAAGAGGACCAAUAGUAUGGUGUUUCUCAAUGUUAAAAGAUUAGUAAAAGAAAAAGAAUGCAUUAUUUCUGAACCUGAAGCAAAGAAACCAACCAGAUUAGCAAUUGGAUUUGAAGGUGGUUUUCCGAUGGACGAUGAUAAGCACGAAUAUGAGGACAUUUAUACGAUUGUUGUGCUACCAUCAUGGACUGAAUAUUCUCUAAACGAUUCAACUCUGCCGCCUCAUGUGAUUGCAUCAGCUAAAAGUAUCAUAUCAGCAGAAUCGGCUGCCAGAAAAACGGAAAUAGAGAAUCUGGCUGGAACAUGGGAUGGAGAGAAAAGAUCUAUUUCUAAAUUUGCAGCAGAUUUGUUGCAGUUGAACAAUAACAAGAAAGUGGCUCCUUCUGGUUGGAAGUGUGAGAAAUGUGAUAAGGUGGAUAACCUCUGGCUCAACCUCACAGAUGGUUCGAUCUUGUGUGGUAGAAAGUUUUUUGACGGAACAGGUGGCAACAAUCAUGCCAGUGAACAUUAUCUAGCCACUAAUUAUCCAUUGGCGGUCAAGUUGGGCACUAUCACUAAGGACAGUGCUGAUGUUUAUUCUUACGCCGAGGAUGAUAUGGUUGAAGAUCCUUUUCUCGCUCAUCAUCUUGCUCACUUUGGCAUUGAUAUCAUGAGAAUGCACAAAACUGAAAAGACGAUGUUGGAACUGGAAUUGGACUUGAAUCAAAGAGCAUGGGAGUGGUCAGCAUUAACUGAAUGCCACAGCCAACUGCAACCCAUCUAUGGUCCUGGGUAUACUGGCAUGUACAAUUUGGGAAAUAGUUGCUACAUCAAUUCCGUCGUACAGAUGCUAUUUAAUUGCCUUCCAUCCUUUGUUGAAAAGUACUACACACCCUCAGAGAAAGUUUUCAGUGGGGCGUCCUAUGAAGAUCCAACCUCCAACUUCAACGUUCAGAUGUGCAAGCUGGCCCAUGGUUUGUUGUCUGGUGAGUACAGCCGUCCAUCUCUGAAAGACGCCUGCAACAGUGACACGCCCACCUCUUCCAAUCACUCGUGCCAGGGCAUCAAACCUCAAAUGUUCAAGAACCUGGUUGGUCGGGGACACGCCGAGUUUUCAAGUAACAAGCAACAGGACGCUGCCGAGUAUAUGCUCCAUCUUUUCUCCGUCAUUGAACGCCACUGUGUCGGGUCAUCGAACCCAACCGACCAUUUGAGGUUUCAAAUUGAGGAGAGAAUUCAAUGUUCCGCAUCGAAUAAAGUGAAAUAUGUAGAAAGGAAAGAUUUCAUAUUGUCUUUGUCAGUUGAUGCAGAUGAUGCAGUUAACAAAGAUGAUGUUCUCGUGUAUGAAGAAAGGAAGAAAAAAGCUGAGGCUCUAGGACAAAAACUGGACUGUGCUGAGACGGUGAGGCCGAAGAUCCUGCUGUCUUCGAGCAUCGCUUCCUUCGCAUCGCAGUGCACCGUUGAAGAUUUCUACAGCAGUGCCAUCAACGGCAAGACAACUGCUUUUAAGACUACUAGGUUUAAAACAUUCCCAGAAUUUUUGUUGAUUCAGCUUCAAAAGUUCACUAUCGGCACAGACUGGCUUGAAAAGAAAUUAGACGUGAGUGUUGACAUGCCUGACAUCUUGGACAUCAGUCACUUGAGGGGCAGCGGUCUGCAGCCUGGAGAGGAAGAACUGCCCGAUGCUACAAAGUGUGGAGAUGUCCCCAACGAGCCGGUUUUCGAUGAAAAUAUUGUCUCCGAGAUGGUCAUGAUGGGUUUCCCGCUGGAGGGCUGCAAGAAGGCAGUCUACUACACAAAGAGCCAAAGUCUAGAUGCUGCCGUUGACUGGAUCAUGGAGCACAUUGCCGAUUCUGAUCUCUCAAGUCCCAUGGUUCUCAACGCGAAAGAAGUGCCAAGCGAGUUCAUGGCAGAUGAAGAGGCACUGCUCACCAUCACGUCUAUGGGAUUCACAAGAAAAAUGGCCUUGACCGCUCUCCAGGCCACCGACAACAACAUGGAACGUGCCAUGGAUUGGAUCUUCAGCCAUCCCGAGGCGACGGAUGCCUCCCUGGAGCAGCAGCAGCAUCAACUCAGCGCGAACCAGCAGCAAGUUAGCGCACCACUCUCGACUCCCAAGUUAACUGAUGGUCCCGGAAGGUACAGAUUGACUGGCAUGAUCAGCCACAUGGGUUCAUCAUGCAAGUGCGGUCACUACGUCUGCCACAUCUUGAAGGACGGCAAGUGGGUCAUAUACAAUGACGAGAAGGUAGCCCUCUCAGAAAAGCCUCCCAAAGAUCUUGCUUAUUUGUACUUGUAUCAAAGAAUCUAAAUAAUUUCGCUUAUUUGUUCGUUAGUCAAAGAAUCUAAAUAGUUAAGUCCACUAAAUAAUUUCCAUUUCGUCUUUUGGUAUACUGACAACGACUGAGUAAUUUAAUAAGUAAAACUUUUGUUAAUUUUUUAAAAUUUUCUGUCUAUCGAUUUACGUUUGCUGUCUGUUCACAUUCAGUUUAUCUGACACAAAUUGAACUUAGUAAGGUGAAACCAAUUUUUAUGAUCAAUGUGUUUUAAUGUUACAAAUUGAAAUAAAAUACUUAUACAAAGUUG